Molecule: messenger RNA, 870 nt
Organism: Epithele typhae
Lineage: Eukaryota; Fungi; Basidiomycota; Agaricomycetes; Polyporales; Epitheliaceae
Exons: 9
Coding region: 1-870 (289 amino acids)
Source: RefSeq, a predicted model, not a curated record
AUGCCGCAGGAUCCGUUGUUCGAGAUCCUGCGUGCAUAUGCCACUCUCAAACCCACCAAGGCGAUUCACAGGCCCUGUUAUCCGCCCUCGAGGCAGUAUCAGCGCUCCUUCUGGAAAUGGGCGAUCGACUGGCUGGAGCGCCUUGACGAACUCGACGAGCGCCUCUACACUCACCAAAUCGAGUUGAUGCAAGUGCCGACGCCCCAGCAUGUCUUCCCCGAAUACGCGAGUGUCACGCUUGUUGAGUCCCGCACCACCAUCGAGGCCGGAACCACCGGCCUCAGGACGUGGUCGGCUGGCCUGGUCUUGCCCAAUAUAUGUUGUCCAAGCCCGCUUGUUGCAGGCAAAAGGGUCAUGGAGCUCGGAUGCGGGGCGGGAUUCCUCGGAGCCAUCGUCGCCUCCAUCCAACUCGCGGCAUCAGGGGACAGCCCCAUCUCCUUGUGGCUCACCGACGUCCACGAGCCCGUGCUGCAACGAUGCGAAGUGAACGUCCGACUGCCGUGCAACGCGUCACACCGCCAUCCAGACAUGACCGUGCUCCGACUGGAUUGGUCCGACGCCCAGGACCCCGACCGGUCCGGUCCGAUCGACGACCUCGCGAAUGUCCGCGCAACGCCGGACAUUGUCCUCGGCGCCGAUCUGGUGUACGAGCCGAGCAUCAUCCCUCCGCUCGUGGCCGUCCUCGACGCGACACUGUCCCCAGGCAGGGAUAGGAUCGCGCUCAUCGCGCUCACCCUGCGGAACGAAGACACGAUGUCCGACUUCCUCCGUCAAGCUAGUGAGUGGCGGCCUGUCGGACAAUAUUUCACAGGGGCUGCGGAGUUGGGCCAAGAUGCGUCUGAGCAAGUCCGCAUGUACAAACGAGCAUAA